CCCGCACCCCGCAGCUGCCGACCCGCAGCCUCCCGGCCGCUCCCUCCCGCAGCAGCGGUUUCGGUUUCAUUUCCCCACGUGAUUUCCAGGAAAGCCACCGCGGGUCUAUAAGAGCCCGGCCCCGGGGUGGCACCCUCCGGUCCCAUCCCUUCCCGUCCCGUCCGUGAGCGCUGACUUACGGACGCCUCGGAGCCAUGGCAGCGCUGGACGGAGAGGGGGACGCCCAGAGGCUGCGCUUCGGGCCCUGGCUGCUGAACGCCGUGAGCAGCGGGUCGUACCGAGGGCUCUGCUGGAUAGACCAAGCCCGUCGUAUCUUCCGCAUCCCUUGGAAGCACAACGCCAGGAAGGAUGUCACCAGCAGCGACGUGGAGAUCUUCAAGGCCUGGGCGGAGGCCAGCGGAAGAUAUGAGGGGAAUGCAGAGGAUCCAGCCAAAUGGAAGACCAAUUUCCGCUGCGCCCUGAGGAGCACCCACAUGUUCACGCUGCUGGAGGACCGCUCCAAGUGCAACAAUGACCCACACAAGGUCUAUGCAGUUGCCUCAGCCAUCUCCAAUGACAGAGGUUUGGGGGGCCCUGUGGCGGAUGCCCCACUGCAGCAGAUACAGCCGCAGCUGUUGCUCAACAACCAUGAUUUGACCUCGAAAAACACGCCCACAGGCAGCGCUGAAGGUGUUGCUGCACCAGCCCUGAUGCAGGUGAAUUUGGACAUGCUGCAGUCCAUACUGCAGCACUGCAACAUCUCUGCCCUCAGCUCCCAGCCAGCCCACUGGGCACACACAGGGGAUGCCUUGCCCGAGGACGCUGUGCUGCUUCCUGGCCCAGGUGUCUGCCUCCCUGUGCCACAGUUCCAGGACUGGAGGCACCUGGAGGAGCAGGGCACCUGCACCCCCCCAGAGCCCCUGCUGAUGGAGGACCAGCCCCUGCCAGGUGGGGGCUGUGGGCAGGAUGGGCCCGGAGGCUUCUCUAUGAGUGAGGAAUGCGCCAUUCCUGCACCAUCCCCGGGUGAGGAGCUACUCUUCCAGCCUGCCAACCCUGCACCUCCACCACCGGCAGAUGACACAGGAGAGCAGCCCCUUGUCCUAGACAUCACUAUCUACUACCGAGGAAGGGUGGUUUACCAGGAGCAGGUGGGUGACACCCGGUGUGUGCUGGCCUACCAGCCCCUGGACCCGGCCGUGGCCGAGCAGCGGCUGGUGCUGUUCCCCAGCCCUGCCAGCCUGGCCGACGCCAGGCAGCGUCAAUACACUGAGGAAUUGCUGCGGGUGGUGGGGCUGCGGCUGGAGCAACGUGCCAACCGGCUCCUGGCCACUCGGCUGAAGAAGUGCAAGGUCUACUGGGCCUUGUCGCAGCAGCUCGAGCGUGGGGAACCCCCUCAGAACCUGCUCGAGAGGGACGAAGAGACCACCAUCUUCGACUUCAAUGUGUUUUGCACAGAGCUCCGGGACUUCCGCGACAGACGCAGGGAGCGCUCCCCAGAUUUCACCAUCUUCCUCUGCUUUGGGCAGUGCUUCUCCGGAACGAAGCCCAAGGAGUCCAGGCUCAUCCUGGUGAAGCUGGUACCCAAGUUCUGCGAGUUCUGGUAUGAGCAGAUGCAGCGGGAAGGAGCCUCCUCCCUCAACAGUGGCAAUGUCAGCCUGCAGCUCUCUGACUCCUUCAACCUCUUUGAGCUCAUUGAGCAAUACCACCUGCAGACAUUCUGAUACUCCCUUCCUAUGUUCCUCCUACGGCCUCUGCUGUUCUGCAACAAGCUUUCUGGCUCCGCUGGGCCAGGAUUGGGCUGGUUUCACCGUUACAGAGGAGAAAAGAGCAGCAUUUGCAUCCACUCCCUGGGCACAUCUUGCAGCCCUGCUCUGGCCAUGAGUGCUGGCUGAGGGUCAACACACAGCACAUGAGCAGCCAGCAGCGGGGCCAUGCCAACCAGCCCAGGUCCUCUCCUCCAAAAGCUGCUGCAAAAAGCUUGGUGGUUGGGAAAGCCUUUACUCUGACCGCGUGGCGCUUCAACCCCACAGCACCGGCAUGGUGUAUGGUGGGGGUCCUUCCUCCUUCGCCCCCAGGACAGUUCCUGUGGAGGUGGAGCUGGUGUGUGGCUUUUUCUACAGCUGACUGGAGUUUUUGGGGAUUGUGGUUCUUUUCAGAUUUACUUUUCUGAAGUUUUGUAAGUUUAAAUGUAUGUCUAUAUAAAGCUGCUUCCCACUCA
Messenger RNA from Coturnix japonica (Japanese quail), 2197 nucleotides. RefSeq names its product interferon regulatory factor 7 (gene IRF7). Gene Ontology annotation, molecular function: protein binding; DNA-binding transcription factor activity, RNA polymerase II-specific; RNA polymerase II cis-regulatory region sequence-specific DNA binding. The record is from RefSeq and is a predicted model, not a curated record. Gene Ontology annotation, cellular component: nucleus. Lineage: Eukaryota; Metazoa; Chordata; Aves; Galliformes; Phasianidae. Gene Ontology annotation, biological process: regulation of transcription by RNA polymerase II; immune system process.